Molecule: messenger RNA, 634 nt
Organism: Apis mellifera (honey bee)
Lineage: Eukaryota; Metazoa; Arthropoda; Insecta; Hymenoptera; Apidae
Gene: Cox17
Product: cytochrome c oxidase copper chaperone
Exons: 2
Coding region: 250-453 (67 amino acids)
Biological process (GO): mitochondrial respiratory chain complex IV assembly
Cellular component (GO): mitochondrial intermembrane space
Molecular function (GO): copper chaperone activity; copper ion binding
Source: RefSeq, a predicted model, not a curated record
GUUGAUCUUUAUUUAUACGAAUUUGUCUAUUUUUUCAUUAAAUCAAUCAUUCAAUGAAGAUUCUACUUUAUACAAUAAUUAUUUAAGUUAUUUAAAAAAAAAAUGUUUUAUCCAUAUAUUUCGAAUUUCGUAAAAAUGAAUCUCAUAGAGGCGCUGAAACUGGUGCAAAUGAAUUGAAAGCUUUAGGUAUAUGUUAACGUUUCUAAUAAAACAUUAUAUUGUACAAAAUAUUAUCUUUCUUACAUAAUAAUGGGUAUUAUAAAUGAUAAACCAAACGUCAGUGCAGAAUCAAAAGAUGUGCAAAAAUCUGAUAAACCAUUGAAACCUUGUUGUGCUUGUCCUGAAACGAAAAAAGCAAGAGAUGAUUGUAUUAUUACUAAAGGUGAAGAAAACUGCAGGGAUUUAAUAGAAGCACAUAAAACUUGUAUGCGAUCACUAGGAUUUAAUAUAUAAAUAAAUGUAUAAAUAUUUAUUAUUGUAGAUGAUGUAAAAAAUUCUCAGGUUAUAUUUUAUUUGUAGAAACAAACUUUGUAUUUGAAUAAAUAAUAUUUAAUUUAUACGAAUGAUAUAAUAUUUUUUUAACAAUAUUAAUCUUAAGUAUUUAAUUUAGAAAAAAUAAAUUAUUUUGUUCGUA